AUGCGUGUCCGAAGCCACGCCUCCCACCACAGUCUCCAUGCCCUUGGGCCCAACUCCUGUCCUAUCCUAGACCUUGAAUGCUUUUAUAUCCAGCCCCACUCCAUCAGCGACUCCCAGCGACUGUCCAUUCUAAAGGUUAGUGAUACUUUUACAAGAAAUACUUUGAUGUCACAAGAACAUUGUUCUCCUUCAAAUGCGGUCGCUGCAGACUUUCAACAAGUGCUAGGACAGUGUAUGAUGAAAUACAAUAAAAGUAAAGAUGAAAGCACUAUUUCCACAGUGAGGAGUCAAGUGAUUGAUGUGAAAAAUGUUAUGACACGAAAUAUCGAUACAAUUUUGGAACAAGAAGAAAGAUCGAGUAUCUCCCUUAAUAGAACAGAUGAUCUCCAGACAACUGCUGAAGAAUUCCAAAAAGCAAGAAAACUUCCCGGGAGGACAUGGUGGAAAUACUUCAAGGUUGUAACCAUCACCGUGGCAAUUCUCCUACCAAUCAUUAUCAUUCUUUUAAGUACAAAUGUCAUUCCAACCUGA
This is a messenger RNA of Carlito syrichta (Philippine tarsier), 531 nucleotides long. RefSeq names its product vesicle-associated membrane protein 8-like. Gene Ontology annotation, molecular function: SNAP receptor activity; SNARE binding. Bases 1 to 531 code for a protein of 176 amino acids. The transcript is spliced from 4 exons. Lineage: Eukaryota; Metazoa; Chordata; Mammalia; Primates; Tarsiidae. The record is from RefSeq and is a predicted model, not a curated record. Gene Ontology annotation, biological process: vesicle fusion; exocytosis. Gene Ontology annotation, cellular component: SNARE complex; membrane.